Haliaeetus leucocephalus (bald eagle) is the source of this 935-nucleotide messenger RNA. RefSeq names its product interferon, gamma-inducible protein 30 (gene IFI30). Gene Ontology annotation, molecular function: oxidoreductase activity, acting on a sulfur group of donors, disulfide as acceptor. The coding region runs from base 62 to 913 and encodes 283 amino acids. NCBI's taxonomy places the organism in Eukaryota, Metazoa, Chordata, Aves, Accipitriformes, Accipitridae. The transcript is spliced from 6 exons. Gene Ontology annotation, cellular component: lysosome. The record is from RefSeq and is a predicted model, not a curated record.
CAGCCGGGCUUUAAAAGUCUUCGCGGGGACGGAUUCGCCUCCACGCCACCCCACCGUCCCCAUGGCCCCUGCGGUGCCACUGGCUCUCCUGGCACUGGUGGCCUUGCUGGCCCCAGGGCUCGGGGUGGCCUUCCCCGGCUGUGACUACCCGGUCCACCUCUGGUGCAGCUCAUGGGAGAUCGCCGUCGCUUGCCAGGCGGAGAGCCGCUGUGCCAACCUCUCGCGCCCAGCGGCCGCCCCUGUGGAGCUGAGCCUGUUCUAUGAGAGCCUGUGCCCGGCGUGCCGCGGGUUCCUGGUCCAGGAGCUCUUCACUGCCUGGCUGCUGCUGCCCGAGGAGGUCCUGAGCAUCACCCUGGUGCCCUAUGGCAAUGCCGAGGUAGGAGCCGGCCCGAUCCGGUGCCGCGGGCGCUCGCUGGGGCACCACCGGCCCCGCUCAGACCGGUUGGUCCUGCAGGAGAGAAACGUCAGUGGGAAGUGGCACUUCCAGUGCCAGCACGGCCCGGAGGAAUGUUUGGGCAACAUGAUCGAGACCUGCCUGAUGCACGAGGCCAAGAACUUCAGCACCUACUUCCCCGUCAUCUUCUGCCUGGAGUCGGGCAGCUCCGUCACCAAGAACCUGGAAGCCUGCCUGCAGGUUUACGCCCCGCAGCUGGACGGCGGCCGCAUCGCCGCCUGCGUUCAGGGGGACGUGGGGGCCGCCCUGAUGCACCGCAACGCCCAGUUGACUGAGGCGCUCGACCCCCCACACCAAUACGUGCCCUGGAUCGUCAUCAACGGGAAGCAUACGGAUGAGCUGCAGGCGCAGGCCGAGGCCUCGCUGCUGGGGCUGAUCUGCCACCUCUACCAGGGGGAGAAGCCCAAAGCCUGUGGGGGCUCGCGGGCCCCGAAGGCCCCGGCUGGCUGCAGGCGCUGAGGGACGACGUGGGAGCACUGAG